Columba livia (rock pigeon) is the source of this 3063-nucleotide messenger RNA. It is a transcript of the gene CFAP20DC, whose product is annotated as CFAP20 domain containing. Lineage: Eukaryota; Metazoa; Chordata; Aves; Columbiformes; Columbidae. The record is from RefSeq and is a predicted model, not a curated record. The coding region runs from base 448 to 2835 and encodes 795 amino acids. The transcript has 18 exons.
CGUGGGCCGGAGCUCCCGGCCUGAGCGGCCCCGGGUGUCUGUGGCGAGCGGUGGGGACGGAGCGGAGCCGGCACCGGCACCCGGCCAGGGCUGCCCCGGAGUGGCGGGGGGGCCGCCCGGCGCUGGGGGACGCGGCCGUGGCGCCGGUAAACAGUUGGAGCUGUUGGUAUCUUCCUUCAAAGCCUGGUGUGAUUUGCUGUUGGCGGGCUGGCUCUUAGGAAAGUCUGGUGGACUUCAUGAGAAAACAGUGAAGAAAACAAAGUAUUACUUUCUGUGUCAUGCGUGUGAUUCUGACUGUGGCCAUGUCUGCAGAUCCAGUAGCUGUCAACCUUUUUAAGUGGCUUCAACCUUUCCAACCUGAAAGUUGGUAUGGUAAUGAAGUGCAGUCUGUAAGUGUCCUUACUGAUUGAGAAGCUGAAAUUAUUUUUUGCCUGUGAAAGCUGGAAAAUGUUCAAAAAUCAAUAUCAGGGUGGCCCAUUUGUUGAAAUAUUCAGUGCUCAAGGCAAGAACCCAGGAGCAAAAUGGAAGAUUUUUGGCAGCCCAUCAGCUAUAUGGAAAGAAUAUGAUAAAGAAGUAAAGGGCUUUGUUUUUGUACUUGAAGGGAGCAGUCAAAUCAACAAAAUGCAGCUGCCAAAGGAAACUAGACAAACUUUGGGACUGAUCCAGCAGUUUCUGACACUUCAGAUUCUUGUGCCACUGGGACAAGACUUCUCUGCUGAGUUACUGAUAACUGAUUUAGGAAAUAUUAAAAGAAGAUUGUAUUUAUCAACAGUCCACAAGGAGUUGUCUGUAACCACUCUGCAUGCAAAAAUUCCUCUGUUUACGAUCAAGCGCAAUAUAUGGUGCAAUAUGUGUAUUGACUUGGUAGCAUUCACCAGUGGAAUAUUUGGAGGAGCUGUCUUCCAGUCUUUGGAUGGAAUUAUUAUUUCAGCUAACUGUAAACUGAGAAAGAUCUUCACUUUAAAAUCCAAGCCUCAAGAUACAGCUGAGGAAGAUGUUCCCUGUGUCCCGUUUAUGCCACGUGGGCCCACAGAUGCUAUUCCUCGAACCUGCCGGCUGAAUACGGAUGUGCCGCAAGUUACACAAGUGCUGAACCUGACUAAAAUUCACAAGCCAGAAAUAAGAUGCAGGAGACAUCCAGUGACGGCACAAGAAACAGGUAGCUUGGUUAAUAGAGAACAAGGCAAUAUACACAGCAGUAAAACUCGGGAUGUAUCACAUAUCGCAUUUGGAUCAAAGAUCCUUGGGCCACCUCCAUCUUCAAACAGAAGAGUCAAUACAAAGGUGUCUAGAGAGGUAACAAAGACCUGGGGUAGCAAAAGCAAUAGAUCAUGCCAACUUCAGAAUUCAGGAAAGGGAACUGAAUCUGCAGAAGACACUGAGAGAUGGGAGCUGUCGUUCUCACCGUGCAAUGGUUCUUUUGAUCAAGGAGGGAAAAGAAAUACUCACCAGACAACUGGAGGUGUAAGUCCAAAUGGCCCUGAAAUUCAGACUCAGAAAACCUCUGAGAGUGGACAACCAGAUUUUCAGCUCAACUCACCACAAGGACCAUCAGCAAACAAGAACAGUCAUAGAAGAUUAUCUCCAAAAAAUGCAGCCAGAAACACAUGGGAGAUAUCCAGUGAUGUGUGGGUGUUCCCAGAAGGUUUUGCAGAAGGAGUUCAGUUGGACAGGAGUGAGCAGUUUGUAGCCACUGAAGAUUCAGCCUGCUGUAAUUUAACCUCACCGCAGAACGCCUCUGAACAUCACGGCAAGGAAAGCAGUGAUCACCAAACGAAUAGGAAAGAGAUUUUCACGUUUUCAUCAAGCCCUCAGUCAGCUCCUCAUGGGAAGUCUCCAAACGUCUCGCCAGAAUCUUGCAUUUUCCCUUUGGAUUUGAAGCAAGACGGUAACGGAGUCCAUGGGCAAACCCAAAUUGAAGAUAACUCUGAAGGAACUGACAGCAGUGAAGAGGAUGACAACAGUGAAUUCAUCCAGGGUACUGAGAACCUCGAGAUGGGCCACAACAGGCAAGGACCGUCUGAUCCAGCGGUUUUUAAAGAGAUCCCAUGGAAGACGAUAUCAUGGGGCAAUGAAUACUGGAAGAAUAAGGGGCACAGCGAACAUAACGUUGAAGAGACUGACUUGUGUGAACCACAGAGCUCCACUGUGACAAGAACAGAUUCUGCUAGCUCUCAGAGAAGCUUAAAGCCCACCCUUUCUCUUUCUCCAACUGGAAGUAAAUCUGAAUUCUUUAAAGCAAUUCCAUAUGGAUCUGAAAAAACUGAAAGAUGUGAAGGAGUUUCUGGUCAAUUAAAAAGAUCCGUCAGUAAAAAGUCUCUCAAGAAAGUCUCAAGAGAAAAUUCAUGUAUAUCAACACAGACUUGUGAGUAUGACUGGAAAAACUACCAGUCAAAUAGACUGAGUCCAUCUGAACUACAGAUGCUGGCCAGCAUGGAGAGACAAUGGAACGAAGAAUUAAGGGAUGCUGGGAUCUCCCAUGGGCUGAGCGCAUCACAGAUUGACAACUGCAAUGUCAGCAUAAGUGCAAGCAGCGAUGAUACAGAAACCUGGAGCUCUUGUUUCCCUUCGCCUGUCAGUCAGGAGCAUCACUAUCAGAAAGAAAUGAGCCCACUUUCUCAUUCCAACCCACGGGACUGGUCGAAUGUGUUCAGUCCCCCCAUCAAUCCUGGAAGCCAAGAGUUGGAAGAGCACACUAAAUCUUCAACAAAUCAGAGUAUUCCAGGUGAAGAUGACCCCAGUGCUGAAGAAGAUGAAGUUUUGAAUCUUCUGUAUGAUCCAUGUCUGAACUGCUACUUUGAUCCAAAUUCUGGGAAGUACUAUGAGUUGGCAUAGUCAGAUCCUGAGAGGAUAGAAUUUUGUAUUCAGAGUACGUUUAUCUUUUAACUGUUUGUAAAGUGUGACUGAGCUGUAUAAUUUAUCAUGUAACAUAAAAAUUGAAUUAACCAAUAGUUUUGCAAACAAGUUAAUAUAUUUUGUAAAUAGCGUCUUAUUUGUAUAGUUUUGUAUUAAGUUGUUAUGCAGUGGAAAAUCACAUAACAUAAAAGUUCCUUGUGACUAAGA